Messenger RNA from Vespa velutina, 4220 nucleotides. RefSeq names its product exocyst complex component 4 (gene Sec8). The record is from RefSeq and is a predicted model, not a curated record. Gene Ontology annotation, cellular component: synapse; growth cone membrane; exocyst. The transcript is spliced from 5 exons. Gene Ontology annotation, biological process: chemical synaptic transmission; Golgi to plasma membrane transport; exocytosis. Lineage: Eukaryota; Metazoa; Arthropoda; Insecta; Hymenoptera; Vespidae. The coding region runs from base 339 to 761 and encodes 140 amino acids.
UCCUCCAAUCUACCGCUAGGCGUAGUUCUGUAAUAUUAUAGCCAUUUGUCCGUCUUGGUUACUUUUGGUUAUCCCCGAUUCUUUUAAAGUUUACGAAAAAGCAAGUGAAAACAAGUGUGACAUUUGAUAGACGUCUUGUCAAAAAUGAUAGGUGCUCAUUUGAAUGUUAAACAUAUAAGAUACUAAUAUAUGAAUAGAUAAUUUUUAUACUAUUAAAAAAUAUUAUGUUAUUUCUAAUGAAAUAUAACCAAAAUGAGUAUAACCUUUUAGUUUCAUGAUAAACACGAGUUUAUACAAUUUAUUUCUUCUUACAAUAAGAUUUUGUUUGAUAUCACAGAAUGAAUGCAAGUGCACCCAUUAAACCUCCCCGUGGAAUUAAACCCACCAAAGAAACGAGCGGUUUACUAAUCUCAGUAAUACGAGCACUUUCUGCUUCUGAAACAAAUGAACAAAGAGAGAUUGAGAAAGCUAAAUUAGAAAAAGAAUAUAAGCGAAGUGAUCAAAGAUUAGACGAAUUAGUUUCAUUGCAUGAGCAAGAUCUUAUGGAGGUUAUGCAAAUAUUUAGUACUCUAUCUGAAAGAGUUACUGCAGCAAGAGAGAAAAUUCAUGCUGUAAAAGAAAAUUUAAAUGCUUGUAAACAGUUAUUAAGCUGUAAACGCGAGGAAUUACUUAAUUUAUGGCUAGAAGGAAUAGAACAUAAACAUGUAUUACAACUUUUAGAAGAAGCAUCGACUUCGCCAGAAAAAUACAAUUUAGAAUAAAACGGUAUAAAAUACUAUUUUUAGAUAUUAAAGAAUUGAACGUGGGAAAUAAUUGUACAGUUAAAAUCUUUCUCCAUAUCAUCUACUUCAAGAAGAGUUUCCGUUACACCUAUGUAUAAAACUGAAGCAACAGUUAGUAGUUCAUCUACUUCAAUGUAAAAAUUCUUUUUUGUCUUCAUAAGUUUUAAUCGAAUGUAAUUAAUAUACAUAUCAAUAAAAUUCAAUUGUUUGUUAUUAUUUUCAAUCAUUUUAAUGACAUCUUCAAAUCUGUAAGAUAUAAUUAAUAUUAGUUAUUAUUAAAAAAGAAGCGAUGAUUUAAAAUAUUAAAAUACUUGUUUUGCAUCACUAAUUUUAUGUGGAGAUUAUUUUUUGAUGCAAUUUUUAGUCGAUUUAACAAUUUUUCUGCCAGAUUUUCAUCAGCACCUAUUAUUUAAACAUGCAAAUAUUUAUAGGCUCAUAUAUUUAUCUAUACAUUAGUAAUAAAUAAAACAUCAAAUACCUAAAUGUAUAAAAUCUUGUUUAGUUAGCAUAUGCAGCUCAUUACUCGAUAUAUUUCGUUUUUGACAUUCCUUUAAUAAACUACCAGCCCCUACAUUACGUAAAAUUAAUUCUGUUUGUUUUGUAUACGAUGGAUUAACACGAAAUGGGUCUAUGUUAUAAUGUGAUAUCAUUUUUAUAACAAAUUUUAAUUAGGUUAAUGAUUAUUUAUAACGUUAUUUAAAAAUUUAUUUAAUAUGUACAUAUGAAUAUAUGUAUGUAUACACCUCAUAUGUCUUUUUUAACCGAAUCCUGCUACUUAUGAUACAUACGUAUAUUUAUAUAUAUACGCCAAGGUUAUUUCUACCUGUUGUUCAAAACGUGUGUGACUUUAGCGACAGGUAUGGACAAAAUACGAACUACGAAGAAUAAGAGAAGCAAAGAAUGCUGUUCCCAUCAUGCAUCUAUUGUAUUGAUGUAUAAGCUUGUUCGGUUAUUCCUCUCCCUCUCCCUCUCUCUCUCUCUCUCUCUCUCUCUCGCGUACAUAACAAUUAGUUCAUGUGUUUAGAGUAGAUUGUGAACUCACUCUUUUUAGUCUCUCAUAUGUAUAUUUUUCUCUGAUGGUAGCGUGCAUCUCGUAGUGAUCGAUAGGAGGACGUCGAUACACAUUUGUUCCACGAUAAAUGCAUACAAUAAAUAUAAUUGACACAUAAGAAUUAGUAAAAUAAAUCUCCGAAGAAAAAUAAGAAUUUGUCGAAUAUUUUCUUCAAAAUGUCUCCUAUAUUACUUCAAUUAUUACUAAUACUACUACUAUUGAUAAUAAUAUAAUAUAAUAAUGUACUCAAGUAUUAUUUAUAUGCAUCUAGAUAUUAUUUAAUACAUUUUAUAUUAUAAUAGUAAAGACAAAUAAAUGGCUUUGACUGAUCCGUGAGUAAGAAAAGGUGUGGAAACAAAUGCAUAACAAUCGGAUAGUAAAAUAAAGAGGACGAAAGUAAAAGAAACAUUUCGUACUUUUCUUCAUAUGUCAUUUGUCUUAGAAUUAUCUAUCGAGGGGCAGUCAUGUAUCCGCAAAUUAUCAAGGAUGCAAGUGUUGAAAGUUUUAUGCCAUCACUUUUGUUGUCAUAAAUUAUCGCCAUGAUGUAUCUAAUAUAAGUAUAAUUCCUCUGUUUCUUCUUACUUAUAGUUCCUAUUACUAUAUUAUAAUAUUAUUAUUAUUAUAGUAAUGUAUUAUAGUAAAUAUUAUUAAUAGUAAUUACUAUUAAUAGAAGUGAACUCCUACAGAGAAAACCAUGACAAAAUAGCGCUGGGAAAAACAUCUCUGGGAGAUAAUGAACUCGUGUUUUGAUCUUUAUUAAAAAUAAUAUAUAAUAAUUAUUAAUUUUGAACGAAAUAAUCGACAAAUGUAUAUUCCUUAUAUAUAUAUAUAUAUAUGUCAUCGAACAAAAUUAUACUGCUGCUGUGUCCUAUUCUAACAAAGAUUACCGCGAAAUUCGCAUCAGCCAUCAGUUAAGGAAAUAAAUAUAAGAGAUUGGAUAGUUAGGCCUUACCAAAUUAUCAAAUAAAAUCGAGAAUCUAAGGUAGAUUUCCUAAAUUACGAAUUUAAAUGCUCCCCAAUGUAUUACACAUUGCUUGUAGAAUCUUUAUCUUUUUAGUAAAUCAUUAAAAAUUCAGGGAUUAAUAAAGCAGCCUUAAAUGGAAGUACCAAUUGUUUAUAAACAAAGAUUGCAAUAAAUGUUGUGAAAAUAUAACGUGUAUUUAUGGAUAUCUAUAUUACAGCAUGUAUAAAUAACUUAUUAAUAUUUUACAUUAUUUUAUAUUCAUUGAUAUUAUUGCAAUAUUAGCUCAUGUAAAAUGCUGAUAAAAAUUCCAUUUAUAUUUAGUUAUAAUAAUAAUUAGACAAGUGUUUUACACUUUGGAUCUUUCUCAUUUACCGUACAACAGACAUACCAAUGUAAUAGUCUUUUUUUCUUUUGUUACGAAAAAAAAAAAUUAAUAUCACAUUUUACAACAUAUUACAAAAUAAUGAUCAUUGACACAGUUUUGAUAGAUCUUCUCCUGUAAUUACUCUUGAAAGAAGAUUAUUUAUUGAUGUUAUUUUCAAUUGUACUAAUUUAAUCAUUAUAGCAUAGUAUAGCAUAGUAAUUAUAGUAAUAAUCCAUAUAAACUGCAUACAUUACAAUUCCUGUAAACAAAUACAUUAAUUUCUUUCUAAGAUUGUAAGUAUUAUAUUUUUCUUCUUUUUCAUGUUAAGCAAACCCUUUUUCAUACGUAUAUAUUAUGUAUAUCUUUUGUCAAAUUAAAAAGUUUGAAUAACAUAAGUAUUUCCUAUGUGAGGAUAUAUAUUAAUGAGGUACUCCUGUUAUUAUAUAUUCUCAAAAUAUCAAUGGUAAAGUUAUAUAGUCAAUAGUUUUAAUUUUAUAAAGAAAAUCUAUGAAUAGUUCAAUUCAUAAAAAUGAGUUUUAAAGUUUUGUAUAUAAGAAAUGUCCAAAACAAAAAAUUGUAUAAUACAGGUACAAUGUGACAAAUCUAUAGAGAUCAUCAUAUGUAUCUUUUGCUUCAUAAUUAUAUCAAGGUCAACGUAGUAUUGCUACAUUCUUAACUAAAUAUGAAAUAUUAAAAGAAAAAUUUCCAUUGAAAUUGAUUUCUUUUUAAAUAUAAAUGUUUGCAAUCUGUAAAUGAUUAUACAAUUGUUAUACUAAAUAUGUUUGCACUUCUAUUUCCCAGUCUUUAAUGUAACAAUAUUUAAUAUACCAAUUCUGAGAAAUAAAAUUGCUUCCUUAUAUUAAAUACUGAAUGAAAGCUAUAUCUAAUUUCCUUCUAUAAAACAAACGCACAACUUAUUGUACGUUUAUCUAUCUUACUAAUGUCUUCUAUGAUAAAUUUCAUGUUGCGAACAAUGAAAAUAUGUAUUGUAAAAGUGAUUAUUUUUGAGGUAUUUAAGAUUUACAUUCAUCUGUAUUAAAAUCUAUAUUUGAAAUAAUA